Messenger RNA from Physcomitrium patens, 4123 nucleotides. RefSeq lists its product as uncharacterized. Lineage: Eukaryota; Viridiplantae; Streptophyta; Bryopsida; Funariales; Funariaceae. The record is from RefSeq and is a predicted model, not a curated record.
GUGCGGGCCCAUUCUCACUUGCUCACUCACUCACUCACUGACCCAUCCUCCUCGCCACCGCGCCAUCGCGCCGUCGCUCCUCCUCCUGCGGCACCCGAUCACCCUUACCUUCUCCGCCAUUAUCGCCGCCUUUUCCUGCGCAUUUUGACCCUCGGAUAGAUUUCUUUGGCUCUUCCUGCCGUCCUCCCUCCCCCCUCCCCGUCUCCGAUUUCCCCUUCCUGUUCUCCAGUUAGGGUUCGGUGUCUCAUGGCUGGGUCGGAUGACUCGAUCUCACUCGGGCUGGACGUAGGACUGGCACAAGCCUCGUGGUAAUGGCAGCACGCGGAGAUCGCCGACGCGAAUACCUGGAGUUGCGAUUGCGGUGUUUCGGCUGCUAGGUUCGCCUUCAAGGUCAUUCGGUUUUAAUCAACUGCGGCUUGGCCGUUUUCAAUUUCUGGUACAAUUUGUAUGAGGUUCUUGUGAAGACUGGAAACGGGUGGGUGACUCGGUUGCUUGAGCGAUGGAGGCACCUAUCGGUGGUGGGCACACAGGAGGAUUGCCACUCUCAGGACAGGCAGCUAGAAGGGAAUGGAGAAAAGUAUCUGAGAUGCCUAACGGUCAGGGAAGAAUAGGAACAGAUGGUCCUGGAAACCAAUCAAGAGCACAGCAAUCUGGCCGGCUACGGUCUGGCAACGUGGGACAAAGGCGAAGCAGUCAAAAUGGGAGGAUGUUUCAUCCUGGCAGUGGGGAACAUUCCAGUGAUUCCGAUCUUCACGGUGGUGAUGGCGGUGGAGGGCACUUGCUGGGCGGUCCUGUAUCCCCGCAUGAAAUCAUCAAUCAGAAUAUUGGCCAACAAGAAGUGCUUUACGAAGAGAUGCAUCGGCAGCAACAAAAGGAGCACGUCUCCAUGAACACUAUGUCAAUGGAAUCAGCACUGGGUGCAAUGAACAAUCCUGAGGAUGCUCUUGAGCAGCAACUCCUUGAUAUUUCCAGGAAAAGAGAACAAUUGCAGCAAGCUGAGUUGGAGCUCAGGGCGCAGUUUAUCGCGCGAUCUGAGGUGCACCGCAUGCAGAGUAAUUAUGAAGAGCAGUCCAAGCAACACGCUGAAAUUGUGGCAAGUCUCCAGUGCAAACUGCAGAAUGAAAUUCAUGAAAGAGAUCAGAGAAUACAUCAUCUAGAGCAGAAUCUGGAAGAACGAGAACAACAACUCAGGGCGAACCAAAUGCAAGCAAAUGAAGCACAGGUCUGGGCAAAGGAUGGUCUUCUACGGGAGCAGACUAAUGAGCUUGCUUCCCUGCGUCGAGAGCGUGAUGCUUCUGUAGCAGAACAGAAAGCAGCACUUUCGCAGCUGGAGGAAGAAAGGUCAGACUAUACUACACAAAUUGAGCAUCUCAAGGAGCAGUUGCAUGAGAAGGAGCGACACAGACAGGAAGCUGAGGAGCAGAAUCGUGCGACACAAGAGCUGCUCUUGUUCAAAGAUGGCCAGCUGCAGGAAGCACAGGCUUGGAUGGCCAGAGCCCAAGAGCUUGAUGCUUAUCAUGUCAAUGCUAAUCAGACCCUGCAUGCCGAGCUUCGGGAUCGCAAUGAUCAGUUGAAUCAAGUCUGGAUGGGAUACCAGAGACAGCUUGCAGACAUGGAGAGAUUCCAUGCCCAGGUGGUGCAGCGGCUUCAAGCUGAGCUUAAUGAGACCAGAGAACAUGCUCAAAUGCUGAAAGGCUCUGGUUCGGAACGUUUAGGAGCCAAAGAGGAACGGAAAAUUCAUUCUGGAAACCAUAUAGAUUUUCUUCAGCGUGAGGGAAACGAAGAGACCGGAGCUAAAGUUCCAGUAGCGAAUAAUGCCGGAGUAGUACGCGGGAACCCGAUAAUUCUGUCACAUGGAAGUAUGGAGGCUAACGUACCUAUAUACAUUCCACUCGAUAACUCCAUCAAGGGAGAUCAAGCCACUGGGCACCCAGUUGUGCCGUCCCCUGCUGUGGUAGGUAUAAGCCCUGUAAUGUCUUCUGGAAUACCAGUCAUGCACCAGUAUGGUCUCCAGCAACAACCUUUAACUUCCAUGUCCCAGGCCUUACCUGUUCUUCAAACGUCUAUCCCACAGCUGCAUGCGCAGCCUCAUGUAUUAUCUACGCCACAUCAUCCUCAGCAACAGGUCGGACGUGCACAACAUCUUCCAAGUCCUCAAAAGCAACCACAAGUCACCCAAACGCUACACCUGGGCAUUUCUUCUUCGUCCUUACCCAAGCCUGGCAUGCAACCUAGUCAGCCACAGCAGCUAGUGCUAGACCAUGAAGAAGGCCAGCAGCAUGGUGGAAUUUUGCUGUCUCAAUUGUCCUCUAAACCUCAGACUCCUGCAGCUUCUGCGCAACCUAUUGGACAGAAAGCUCAGCAAGAAGCCACAGUGACUGAGCCUGUGCAGUCAUCACGUGAAGGCCAGAAACUUCCGCAUUCCUCGCAUGACCAGCAGCAAGUGGAGCUCUCUCUUCAGCACAAUCGGCAAUCCAACGCCCUGCCUGAACGUCAGAGACAAGAACAGCUACAACAUUCUUUAAGUCCUUCUCAAAGUAUGCAAGAGCAACAAACAAAGUCAUUCAAGCAGGUGCCAGUACAGCAGCAUGAUGAGACGCCUCAACUGCAGCAUCAACAGGGCAUCUCAAGUUCCAUGCAUCACCUCUCUCAACCUGCAGCACCAGUAGCAGAAAAAAAUCAACUUCAACAGAAGCCGUCGCUGAGCAAGUCCAUCAUGGCCAAGCAGGAACCAAGAGAGCCUGGGGCAAACCCAGUGAAUCUUGAACAAAAUGUUGCUGAAUCCAUCAAAAAUCCAGAGCCCGUUCUACUGGAUGAAAGAGCGUUGCUUGCAUGUCUAGUGCGUGCAGUACCUGCUGAAGCCAAUGCCAAGAUUAGUAUGAAAUCCACACUGCCGAACCGUCUUGGUAAAAUGCUUGCCCCUCUUCAUUGGCAAUCGUACAGGAAGCAGUAUGGUCGCCUCGACGAAUUUGUGAGCUCACACAAAGAGCUUUUUGUCAUUGAAGGUGAUUACAUCUAUUUGAGAGAAGGAGCUCAUGCUAAGGUUUCAGCUACUACUGCUGUUGCUAAAGCCGCUGCGGCAGCAGCAGCUGCUAGUCCUGCAGGCCUAGACCGUCCUCCUGUUGUUGCUGUUACUCCAGUAGCUCAAGUUGCCCAACUGCAGCGGGGGAAAGCUGCCAAAGCCCCAAAUAAGGACGUCAGACCGCAAUCUCAACAAGAUGAACCAAACAUUCUCACUCAAAGGUCGAUUUCGCCCCAACAGUCUAAAUCAGGGAACAUCCGGCAGAUCUCUGCAUCCUUUGUCCCUAGAAAUAGCGUGGGAACCGUAGUUGCUGCAUCUAACAAUGAAGGGAAACUGGACGGCAUCGGUAAUACCUCGGAUGGAGAGUUUAGCUCGAACAAUUUGCCAACUGGAAAGAACUCUGAUGUUACGGAUAAUGGAGAGGCAAAUGGCUUUGGAAAUUCAAGAGUAGGCAAUCAUGGAAACAGACAGCAGAAUAGCCGAAACUCAUAUGCCGGAUCAGGGCAAUAUAGAAAACAAGAUAAUCACUACAGGUCCCAGACACAAGAUGGUCGGCCCACGCCAACCCCAACACAGUGAGAGUUGAAAUUCGUCGCUGAAGCCUACGGGUCGUGACUUAAGGCUUUCGUAAUGAACAGCAAGAUGCUCUUCGUGUAACCGGAUGCGCUCUCCACAUUUUUUGACUCUACAAAAUCUGACUCAUUGUGCUACAGCACAGGCUUUUGUUCGCCAGUAGCAAGCUGGGUUUUUAAAAGUGAAAGGAAACACAGCUUCACUUGCUAAUGCUGAAGGUUUUUUAUUUGUGUUCACGCUUCUGAAUCCGACUGUGAGACCCUUGUCUUAAUACCCGUCAGAUAGUUUUGAUUUCAAGGUAUUUUUGUUCUUUUCUAACAAGCGUAGUGAAAGGCUAGUUUUGUGGUCACGAAACUAUUUUCUGGGGAUUUUCAAAGAGUCCUGCGUUUGAUGACAUUGGAACCGUUUCUGGAUUCAAAAUUAAAGAACCAGAUACUGUUUCGAAUCCAUCACAGGCACUGUAUCAUUUUCAUCUCUGGUUACAAGAGAUACUAGUGCAUUUGUACCAUCUGAUGUGCUCAAUAUCUC